AGCCUCAGAUUUAUUAUUAUAAUAAUUAUAAGAAUUAAAUCAAUCUGUGGAUUAAACAAACCGGGGGAUUUUAUACAAAAUGUACGGCUUUGUGAAUCAUGCCUUGGAGCUCCUGGUGUUACGAAAUUAUGGCCCGGAUGUGUGGGAGGACAUCAAGAGGGAGGCGCAGGUCGAUGUUGAAGGACAGUUCCUGGUCAGGAUCAUCUACGACGACACCAAAACGUACGAUCUCGUAUCUGCUGCCAGCAAAGUGCUGAAGAUGGACGCGGGUGAUAUUCUGCAGAUGUUUGGGAAGAUGUUCUUCGAGUUCUGUCAGGAGUCAGGCUACGAUACCAUUCUGAGAGUGCUCGGCUCAAACGUUCGAGAAUUCCUGCAGAACCUGGAUGCUCUUCAUGACCACCUGGGUACCAUCUACCCCGGCAUGCGCGCUCCGUCCUUCCGCUGUACGGACGCUGAGAAGGGAAACAGUCUGAUUCUGCACUAUUACUCAGAACGAGAGGGGCUGCAGGACAUCGUCAUCGGCAUCAUCAAAACCGUCGCGCAGCAGAUCCACGGAACCGAGAUCGACAUGAAGGUGAUCCAGCAGAAGGGUGAAGAAUGUGACCACAUAAAGUUCCUGAUAGAAGAGAAGGAUUCGGAGGAGGAGGCGUUCUACGAGGAUCUGGACGGCUUCGAAGAGAACGGAACUCAGGAGACCAGGAUCAGUCCCUACACCUUCUGCAAGGCUUUUCCCUUUCAUCUCAUGUUCGAUAAGGAUCUGGUGCUCACUCAGUGCGGUAACGCCAUCUUCAGAGUGCUGCCUCAGCUACAGCCGGGUGUGUGUAGUUUACCGUCGGUAUUCUCUCUGGUGAGACCUCACAUUGAUUUUAGUUUCCAUGGGAUCCUGUCGCAUAUUAACACCGUGUUUGUCCUGCGUAGCAAGGAGGGUUUGCUGAACGUUGAAAGUGCUGAAUGUGAGGACGAGCUCACAGGAACUGAGAUCAGCUGCCUCCGACUGAAAGGACAAAUGAUUUCCUUACCUGAGACGGAGAACAUCCUGUUCCUGUGUUCACCCAGUGUGAUGAAUCUGGACGACCUCACUCGGAGGGGUUUGUACCUGAGCGAUAUCCCCCUGCACGAUGCCACUCGGGACCUGGUCCUGCUGGGGGAACAGUUUCGGGAGGAGUACAAGCUCACUCAGGAGCUGGAGAUCCUCACCGACCGUCUGCAGCACACGCUCCGAGCUCUGGAGGACGAGAAGAAAAAAACAGACAGAUUGUUAUACUCGGUGCUCCCACCGUCGGUGGCGAACGAGCUGAGGCACAAGCGCCCGGUCCCAGCGAAGCGCUACGACAACGUUACCAUCCUCUUCAGCGGCAUCGUGGGAUUCAACGCGUUCUGCAGCAAACACGCCUCGGCGGAGGGAGCCAUCAAGAUCGUCAACCUGCUGAACGACAUCUAUACCAAGUUCGACAUCCUGACAGAUUCACGCAUGAACCCGUACGUCUACAAGGUGGAGACGGUCGGUGAUAAGUACAUGACCGUGAGUGGACUUCCUGAACCCUGCACCCACCACGCCAAGUCUAUCUGUCACCUGGCGCUGGACAUGAUGGAGAUCGCCGGCCAGGUGAAGGUGGAUGAAGAACCAGUGCAGAUUACCAUUGGGAUCCAUACUGGAGAGGUGGUGACAGGGGUCAUAGGUCAGAGGAUGCCCCGCUACUGCCUGUUCGGAAACACGGUCAACCUGACGAGCCGCACUGAGACCACGGGAGAGAAGGGGAAGAUAAACGUGUCUGAAUACACCUACAGGUGUUUAAAGUCAGUGGAGAACGCCGACCCACAGUUUCAUCUGGAGUACAGAGGACCCGUCACCAUGAAGGGCAAAAAGGAGCCCAUGAGAGUCUGGUUCCUCUCACGAAAAACAACAUAAACCAGCACCGAUCAACAAUCCACAUUUAGUUUCAUUCCGCAUAACAUCAUGUUUGUUUGUGCUUUAAUCAAACUUUGCUUAAUUAAAAAUGGCCGCCUUAUAUAAAACCGCUCCUAAACAUAGACCUUUUAAAUAAAAGCAGUAGUAGGCUAGCGUACUUUACUGCUGCACCACAGCAUCCUGCAAUCACACCCUUUAUUACACACCUGUUAUUCUACAAAAUAAUACAUAUUAAUGUGUAAAAACUUAGAAACGUAUUAUUUUUGUUUGAGUUUAAUUAUUACAUUAAUUAAUAACGACUAAACAUUGUAUUCUUUAAAGAGUAUUUUAUUACAUCUGCACAAUAAUAAAAUGAUAAUAUUUAUUAUUAACAGCAAAGUUCUAAGUAAAAGUUUCAGCACUGCUGGUUAAAUGACAUUCUGUUAAUAAAAAUAAAGACAAACACGACAAACUUUGUAUUUAAACAAACUUUAAAUAAAAAACAAAAACAUA
Trichomycterus rosablanca is the source of this 2401-nucleotide messenger RNA. RefSeq names its product guanylate cyclase 1 soluble subunit beta 1 (gene gucy1b1). Gene Ontology annotation, biological process: cGMP biosynthetic process; response to oxygen levels. The coding region runs from base 80 to 1909 and encodes 609 amino acids. Lineage: Eukaryota; Metazoa; Chordata; Actinopteri; Siluriformes; Trichomycteridae. The transcript has 13 exons. Gene Ontology annotation, cellular component: guanylate cyclase complex, soluble. The record is from RefSeq and is a predicted model, not a curated record. Gene Ontology annotation, molecular function: heme binding; guanylate cyclase activity.